GUGAGCUUCUGACGUCAUGUGUCAAUCGCAGACCUCGUAAAUACUUCCGCCUUGAGCCCUGUUGUCAUGGAAAUCAGCGCAAUUGCUGUCACCGCCCCGGCGGCUCUCAGGGGCCCAAUAAUUGGAGAUAUCGGUAAGGGAGGAGAGAAUAGUGCCGCGGUUUUAUGUCAGCCUGUUGGUAUUUCGGGUCAUGUCGGAUAGCGGGAUGUUUUAUCUCAGCGCUCAGUGUGUCAGACAGAAGGCUGCAGCCUCACAGCUACCACUAGCAAGGAAAUACAGUGUCUGUCUGUGUCAGUCUGCAAUGCAUACUUCUCUACAGCACCGAUCACAAGCUGUAUUACUGACAGCUAUGGCAAUAACAAAGGGACAUUAUAUUAUACCCCACCUCCUCUACUCCCUCCUUCUACCAUAAUAGUCCCCUACUUUUACCAUUAUAUACCCCUGUCUCUCCUCCUCCUCCUAUCAUAAUAUUCUCCUGUGUCCCUCCUCAUCCUUAACCAUAAUAUUCCCCUCCCUCCAAAAUAUCCCUGUCUUACCUCCUCCUUCUGCCAUAAUAUUCUUAUUCUUUGUCUUCCUGCAACCCUGAUGGACAUCCAGAUUCAUACCUCCCAAAGGUCUCUAUUUAGGAAGGGAAGUCCCUUUUUCUUUCCUAUCCAAAUGACCCUCUUUGUAGUAACUCUCAUGUGUCUGAUGAGCUGUUGUUUGGCCCCGACACCGCCCCACCUCCUUGACAAUUUCAGCCAAUUCAAUGCUUUUUCUAUGGGAAAACAUUGGAUUGGCUGAGAUCAUCAAUUCUUUAGGGGCGCACAUCAUUGUGGCGGCAUUCCCAAAUACUAAGGGGAAUGCCGCCGGUCUCUUACCUAUACGGCCGACGCCCGUCGGGUCAGCUCAUGCUCUUGAUCGGUCUCAGUCCGGCGGCAUUCCCACAUGGUUAUGGGAAUGUCGCCCAUCACUCACUCCUGGUGAUGGCUCCUCCUCCUCUCACAGCGGCCGGGUCUGUAAACGUUAGAUUUAAAGGUUUUUUUAGUUAACCCUUGAAGUGCCAUUUUAUGAUUGAUCUGUGGGUGUGCCACACACACAAGCCCACAAACACAUGCUUCCCUGCAGCCAAUCAGGGAGUGCCUUAGACUAUUUAAAUCUGUUUUGUCCAUUUCUCUGUGCCCUGUCCUGGUUUCCAUUGUGGUUAUCUGAGAGCGCGUUCCUGGUAUUGAUUCUAGUGUUUUUGACCUUGGCUUCCCUUCUGACUAUCCGAUCUCUGACUAUUCUGUAUUCUCCAUUCCUUGACUCGUGACUUGUUCAUUGUUUCCGUGAUUUCUGCGUCUUGUCUUUAUCCGGUCUUGUGGUUUUUUCCUUUAUACGUUAAAUCCGGCCAUUCUAAUGCCCGGUAAUACGUUUUAGGAUUUUCCUUUUAUAUCUACUUAAGUUCUGUGUGUUGGGCAUCAGCUAUUCCUGACAUGAUGUCAGCUAAGGAGGGGGAACAAGAGCAUAGCCAGGGCCGGCAGAUCCACACGGCACUGGAAAUAAGGUGAGCUUUCACCCUUUUAAAACCCUUUAGUGACCAGAAUGUUUUUGAAUUUUCUUACAAGGGCUGUUUUUUUACAUUUCUGCUGUGUUUGUGUUUAGCUGUAAUUUCCCUCUUACUCAUUUACUGUACCUACACAUAUUAUAUACCAUUUUUCUCGCCAAUAAAUUGUCUUUCUAAAUAUACCAUUAUUUUCAUCAUAUCAUAUAAUUUACUAUAAAAAAAUUAUAAAAUAUGAUGAAAAAAUAAAAAAAAAAACACUUUUUCUAACUUUGACCACCAAAAUCUGUUACAUAUCUACAACCGCCAAAAAACACCCGUGCUAAAUAGUUUCUAAAUUUUGUCCUGAGUUUAAAAAUGUUAACAUGUUCUUAGCUUUUUUUUUUUUUUUGCAAGUUAUAGGGCAAUAAGUACAAGUAGCACUUUGCUAUUUCCAAACCAUUUCUUUUUCAAAAUUAACGAAAGUUACAUUGUAACACUGAUAUCUGUCAGGAAUCCCUGAAUAUCCCUUAACAUGUAUAUAUUUUUAAAAGAAGACAACCUAAGGUAUUAAACUUGGGGUAUUUUGACUCUUUUCAACCAUUUUACCACCAAUCUAUGCCAAAUUAAUCACCAUGAUCACAUGGCCGCAACAGGGGUCUAUGGAGCUGUCAGCAGGGGGAGCAAGUGUAGAGAUGCCAAGGCCAUAUCGUCACAAUAUUAUUUUGUGUCAGGACAAGUAGAUUGUCCUGUUGGACCAGUAGCUUCGGCUACCACUUUAGUCCAAUGAACAAGUAGAUUUAUUUUAAAAAUGCCAUACGCCUGGUAUUGACAUAUGCAUAUACAUUGCCACACACAUAAAGAUGCACAUUGCCACACACAGAAACACACUAGCACUGCCUUACAGAGGCACACAUAAGUACACACAGGUACACUCCAAGAGACACAUACAUACACACUGAAAAACAUAUUGACAGCUACGUAGAUAUACAAUGACACUCACACACAUGCACAGAUACAAACACACAGAUCCACAAACACUGGUACACACAUACACACCACAGAAUAGACUAAUCUCUAAACUGGAGACAAUUUAUUGUAACAGUGUUUUCUAAGUUCAGUGUUGAACCUGCCAUCUUAUCAUGCUAUAAAUACUUAGUGUAAUCAUUAUAAAUGAGGCCCUCAAUUAUGCUUAAAAAAAAAAAUUAUAAUUGGCCUUUUCAAUGAUACUAAAAUAUUUAUUGCGUAUAGUUGAAACUAAAAUAUCCUGGAUAUAUGUAAAUUAUUGUAGAGGCCUAUCAACAUACAUUUUCAACACCUGUAUGCACUAUAACGACUUUAUCUUUUGGAAGAUGUUAUAGUGCCCUAAACAUGCUCCGUUUUGUCCAGUUUCCCAAAUUGUUGUAGCUUUCUUGUAUGAGAGCUAGAGAAUGACUUCUAGCCAAGCCCCCCAAUCCCUUUAUAUCAGAGAGCCAAAAAAUACACUUCCCGCCUCUCAUACCCAAAAAUACCCAGAAAUCAGCACACAUGAACGAGCCUCUUAGAAGUGCGGUAAUUUGUGAGUGGUGAGCUGUCCAUGAACUCCAACUCAUGAACACCAUCACCGCGUGCAUCCGUUUCAGCUUUUCAUACAGAAUUAUAGAGUUCAAUGAUUCUCUAUGAGAAUAAUUUCUUUGGCGCAUCACAUUAAGAACUGCACAUAUGUAUAAGGUCCACACUGCUUUUGAAUGAGAAGCAUUGGAUUGGACCACUGUCCUUUGACCUCAUGACAUCAAAAGGGGUGAAGCAGUAUGCCACAAGGGAGCUACUGAUGGCGCUGGAAUAAGUAGCUGAUUUAUUUUACACACUAUUUAUUAACACAUCACUUGUCAUAUUUCUACAAUAUUAUUGAGACAAAGGGCUUAUGUCACAGUACAGUGUUCUUUAAAAAAAAAAAAAAAAAAAAAUUUUUUUUUAUUAUUUCGUCAAUUAGGAAAUUGGGCUGACAGAACACCUGUUCACGAUGCUUCAAGAAAUGGACAAGCAUUACAACUGAAGGAGUUGAUUGACAGUGGGAUCUGUGUGAACCUGGUCACAGUAGACUCUAUAACACCCUUACACGAAGCCUGCCUCAAUGGGCAUACUCACUGUGUUCAGUUACUUCUUGCUGCUGGAGCCCAGGUUUGUAUUAUGUCUAUUUUGGAUUUGUAUUUAUAUCUUUUACAUUACUCUUUACAUUGUGGAUUUUAUACACCUUGACUCGAAGAUAAAAAAAAAACAAAAAAAAAACUCCAUCAGGGUUAUUCACAUAGUGAUAAUUCAAGGUGAAUGUAAAGUGGAUUUAAAAUUUAAGGCAAACCUAGCUGAACUGGACACAUUCUCAAUGUCCGCUAUGCUUUUAGUUCAGCUACUUUGGCCUUCACUCUGAAUUCUCACUUUAGUAAAUAACUCUUUCUAAGUACGAGUACAAAAUAGAAGGUAAUUUUGCAAAAUUACAAAGUAGAUAAUGAAUUUUGUUUUUAUACCGUGUAUUAAAUGCAAUCUUUGUAUCUUUUACUGGGUCCUUAUUAACCUCUAUAAUUCAUUCUUUAGAUUUUAAUGUUAGGUUUUCUGUUUACCUAUAUAUUAUAAAGCACUGAGGAGAACUAUAUAACAUAUAUUCAAUGUUUAACUUUUUGUUUUGUUUUAAAGUUAUAUAGAACACAUAUUUUUACUAAUACUGCCAUUUUAAUGUGCUCUUUAUUCUAUUUGGCAUAUACUGUCCUUUUACACAUCUCUAUCAUUACGGUCUGAAUCAUACAUACUAACACAAAAAAAUGUGAGGCAGAGAAGAAGCUAGAAUAGAACAUAUCUGUACUUCUGGUGUCCAGUCUUAGCCAUAGUAAAAGGAAGGCAAUUAAUGCCUGAAAAGCAAAAACAUAGUCUGACAAGCCAGGGUCAGGAGUACAGAGAGACAACCAUGUGAAGAAUUAAAACCUUAAUCCAAAAGUAAAAAUCAGAAACGCAUACUCCGUAAAUCACACACACUUGGACACAUAAAACAUAACAGGGCAUAGCAGCAAUCAAGAAGGGAGUUUAUAUAGUUAUAAGAUAUUUCCUAUUGGAAAGUGAUAUCUUCCUGUGCUAGUAAAUGGAAAUUAUGCUGGAAUGACACCAUUGAUAAUGGCAUGCUAGCAUGAUGUAGGUUAGCAAUGUCUACCAAGGUAUCUGUGGUAGCGAGUUGCACCAAAAUGAAUAUGGAAAGGUUGCCUGAUAAUGGUGUCAUUGGAGCUGGAUCCAGUGUCAAAAUCUAUAUGUAAAGUACGCACAGCACAGCCAGAGUUUGGUUAUCGUUUCCUACAAUACUAAAUUUACUUAGAAGUCGCCUUCAAUUCCAUAUAAUUCACAGUUUAUUGAAUAACCAUGUUUAUGUAGCAUUAAUAUUCUAGGUUAGGGGUAGGCAACUUCGGCACUCUAGAUGUGGUGGACUACAUCUCCCUUAAUGCUUUGCCAGCAUUAAAUCUGUGAGAGUUUUAUUGGAGACGUAGGUCUAAGUCUUUCUAGUCAGAAAUGCAGUAAUUCACCAAAAUCUUUUUUGGUCCCUCUAACCAAUAAAAUGGUUCAGUAUACAUAUCAAUUUAAAUUUUUUAUUCAGGUUGAUGCUCGGAAUAUUGAUGGAAGUACACCUCUCUGUGAUGCAUCCGCUGCUGGCAGUCUUCAGUGCAUAAAACUCCUUUUAGACAAUGGCGCUAAAGUGAAUCCUCCACUUUUUACUGCCUCCCCACUCCAUGAAGCAUGUAUGAGCGGUAAGCAUUAGGUCAUUGUCAACUACUGAGAGUAUGGCUAGCAGAGUUCUAUAACCUCUUACAAGAAUGUUUGCAAUUAAAGGAACACUAUAGGGUUAGGAAAACAAACAUGUAUUCCUGACCCUAUAAUGUUAAAACCAUGAUCUGGUCCUCCCUUGCCUCUAUAAAUAUAGCAAAAUCUUACCUUUAUUGCAGUCUGCUGCUGCUGCUGCUAGCUCUGCCCCUGAUCUGCCUGUUGGGCUGACAUAAUCAGAGGUGGUGUUCUGAGCCAGUAAUGAUGCUUUCACAUAGGAUUGACUGAGCUUGUCAAGGAGGCAGAUCAGUGGCAGAGCACUAGUCAAUCAGCAUCUCCUCAUGGAGAUGCAUUGAAUCAAUGCAUCUAUAUGAGGAAAGUUUAGUGUUUUGAUGCAUAGGGUGGAGACACUGAAUGUCAGAGCUGUGCACUGUGCAUCAUUGUCCCAGGAAGCACCUCUAACAGCCAUAUGAGGAGUGGCCAGUGGAGGUAUCCCUAGGCUGUAAUGUAAAUACUGCAUUUUCUCUAAAAAGACAGUGUUUACUGCAAAAAGCCUGAAUGGAAUGAUUAUACUCACCAGAACAAAUUCAAUAAGCUGUAGUUGUUCUGAUGACUAUAGUGUCCCUUUAAAUUUUUUUUUUUCAUUUUCUAUAUGUUUUUUAUUGUAAUUUAUGUGAUGCUGAAGGUUAUAAUCUCUACUAUAACAUUGCAGUUAUAUUUUAAUUUCAGUUUCCAGUAUAUUUUAAACAUCAUCAUUGAAACUAUUGGAUAUUCUUCCAGUUGUAUUUUUUGAACGCAUAUAAGUAAUGCUAGUUAGACAGACUUAUUGUAAUUGUAAACUCUUUUAGGUAAAUCUGAGUGUGUGAAGUUUUUAAUAGAUGUGGGUGCAAAUCUUGAAGCUCAUGAUUGCCAUUUUGGUACCCCCUUACAUGUGGCCUGUGCAAGAGAACAUAUUGACUGUGCCAAAGCUUUACUCAGUGCAGGUAAGUAAAAUCUAAUUUUAAUUAUGAAUUAAUAGGUGGUAAUAUUUAAAAGAACAUUAUGGCAUCCCUCUAAAAUUUCUAUUUCUCCAUCUUGGUUAUUUAUAAACAGAAAGUGUAUACAUAAUGUGUGCUACUUAUAAAUUUAAUAAAAUAUAAUAUACCAUGAGCAUACAAAACAUUAAACAUACUUACUGUGAAAUAGGAUGACAUGAUGUAUUGUGGUAAAUAUGUUUUUGUGGUCUGUUAAAGAUGCUUCAAUCAGUAUAUAAUGGGAGAGACUGACCAAAGUAGGAUUUGACUGACCAAAGUACGCAUUGACAUAAAUGUAAUGUGGAUAUAUAGGGACUUUUGGCCAGGCUAAAGGGGUUUUGUAUUAGGACAGGGAUCUUGUAUAAGGGGGGCUGACAGUUUUUUUUUUUUUUAAAGUUUACAAAUUUGUGCAAUACAUAUAAAAAAAAAAAAGUUAAAAAAAUUGCCAAACACAGGACCCGCACCGGGUGCCAAAUGCUCUAGGUACGCCCCUGUACCCAGGGUGAGAUACUGCUGAUGUUGUUGUACCUGGCAUACCAACGACUUGUAAUUUGAAUGUGUUGAUGUUGUGAAUUACGGCUCAUCGGGUUCACACUAGGAGUCUUCUGUGUGGCAGUGUGCAUUCCCCCACCCUUUUUUCUUUCUGUACUCUCUCCCAUAUGAUAUAGUUUUCAAUAAAUUGCAAAUAUUUUAAAAAAGCCAAGAAAGUAAAAAGGCAGAGACACGCUGCAAACUAGCUUAAAAUCAUAUUAUUUAUUGACAUUUUAUGUAAAAAAAAAAAAAAAUGUUUUGCCAGAUUGUAUAAUAUAUAUAUAUAUAUAUAUAACUAAACAUCCAGGCAGUACAUUACAGAUACUGAAAUAUCAUCAAAAUAACUCAUUGUACCUCAACACAAAUGGUUCGUGGUUUGUUUUUAUGACACAACUGUGAGUGUGAUAGAAAUUAACAUGGUCAAAAUCUUUUGCGGAAAGAUUUUGAAAUCUUGCAUGUAAUAUGUAAACAUAACUGAAACUCUGUCUAAGCGGUAUAAUGUGCUCCUUAUCAUCCUUAUUUGAGGGAGGAUUUGCCAUGUCUUAAUAUUAUUUCCUACGCAAUAGCAUUUCCUCCAAUGUGUUUUACCAGUGAGAUGGUUUGCCUCUCACUAAUGUGCAAUUCCUUUUUUCCUCCAGUUUCCACUUCUCCUGUGCAGUGAGUAGGAAGUUGUGAUGCAGAGCCUACUUGCUCACAGAGUUAUCUAUUCAAGGAGCAUAUUUUGAUGUUCUUCUUGGAGUGUCACGUGAAUGUGCGAUGAGAAAAUACAAAUUUAAUUAAAAUACAUGUUUUUUUUAAAUAAUUGAUCUGGGUUUAAUGUGUUAAAAUAUUCACUUUUUUAAAUUUUAUUUAUAUAUAUAUAUAUAUAUAUAUAUAUAUAUAUAUAUAUAUAUAUUAUUUCUCUUUAUUUACAUUUCUUUUUAUAAAGUGUUACAAAUACAAUACAAAAAAACAACAGAAAAAAAUUAUAUGAACUUCGUAAUAAGAGACUUUCCGAAUACAGAUAACUUGAUAAACAUAAUUAUUUAAGAGGAUCUAAUAAAUACUUAAGUAAAUCCUCUAUAUCUGUUCUUUCUAUCUUUUAAGCUCUUCAUACUAAUCAAAUAAUUUAUUACAUCAGCAUUGUUAUAUCUUAUCAUUUAUCAUUCUAUAUCAAAAACAGAAAUAAAAGAAACAAUCUACAUUCAUUCUAGCAAAAAUAAAUAAUUCAAUCCUCUUAUUUUAAUUUUAUUAUAUUCAUAUUUCAAUGUACCACUUGUAUGAAGCAGAAAUAGGCUAAGAAUACAUUUGCAAGUGUUCUACAUUUUGGUUUUAGAAAACUGAAGAAAUGUAUUUAGAAUGUAAAUAUAACAUGUCGUGUUCCCUAGGAGCUAGUGUAAACGCUGCAAAGCUACAUGAGACAGCACUCCACCAUGCAGCAAAGGUGAAAAAUAAAGAUCUAAUUGAGAUGCUUGUUGACUUUGGAGGAAAUGUAUAUGCCAGAGACAACAGGGGAAAAAAGCCUUCAGAUUACUCCUGGCCAAAUAGUCCGACUGCAAAAUGUUUGGAGUACUAUGAAAGUAAGCUUUAUUUAUGUGCCUGGUUAUGAACAUUUGAUUAACUAUUAUAAAAUAAGUUUAGUGCAUCUGAAUUAAUCAUGACAAUAAAGCAUGUGCUAUUCUGGAGCAAAAGAGCUAAAUUAAGAGCAAACACCAUAGAAACCAAUAGAAUGACUCCAUAUUUAACAUUUUGCACCUUGAUAAGUCUCCCCCCCCCCCUCCCAAUAGCUUAUCAGGCCAAUUAUUAUGAUUACGGUGCUUAUGUUUAUACUAUUGAAGUAUACAACCUUUGUUUGAGUGACUCAAGACACUUAUUAACAAAAUAAUAAAUUUCUAACAUAUUUUGACAUGCAUUUAUUAUGUGGACUUCAUAUAUAAAACAUGCAGUAUCAUUCAUCUGAUAUGUAUUUCAACUUUGCUUUACUUGUAAUGUGUUAAUUCAUAGUUUGCAUAGACAGUGUAAUAAAUUUAAGUUAUUGAACAGUUGAAAACCUUCAGAGUCUUAGUGAUUUGAUAUGUUAAUCAGGUCUAUGAUCACUUGUAUCUCCUCGAAAUAUAUCUAAACGCUCUUAUAUUACAGAAAUGCCAAGGAACUUGUCCCAACUCUGCAGAGUCAGUUUGAGAAAAGCUCUUGGUCAAAGACCAGUGCAGAAAAUCUCUAAAUUGAAUAUUCCUCCACGACUCAUAGGAUAUGUUUCAUAUGAUUAAACUGAUUAAAUUGCAGCAAGAUGCAACAUUUUGUCUUUUAAAAGGUACGUUAACUAUGCAACUGGAAAUGGCACUUUGUUAUACAAUUCCUUACAGUUUCUUAAAAUUUAUAGUUGCAAUGAAUUUAUUUUUCUAACUUAAAAUGUGUAAAAUAAAGUUUGAGUAAAUCCUCACUGCAAUUUGAAUCUGAUCUGAAACGAUGGCUAGCUGCUCUUUAGGGUGCACUUUGAAUUUAAAUUUAUUGUGCAGGAUUAUAGGAGAAUACUGUGUGAAUAUUGUGUGAAUAUAAAAUAAUCCACAUCUCCAAAUAGAGAUACAUUUAAUCAAUGCAUCUCCAUGGGGAACAUUAGCAUCUCCAUGCAGAGCGUGGGGACACAGAACACCAGUGCUGCACACUGUGCAGCAAUGGAAUAGGAACCACACCUAGUGGCCGCCUGAGUAACUGCCACUAGGAGUGUUACUAGGCACCAAUGUAAACACUGCCUUGUCUCUGAACAGGCUGUGUUUACAAUAAAAAGCCGGCAAGGACAGGCUAUAAACACCAGAACAACUACACUAAGCUGUAGUUGUUCUGGUGACUAUAGCAUUCCUUUAAGUACAGAAUUACACUUGGUUUCACGGUUUUCUUUUUUUGUUGCUCUGUCUUGUAUUUAAUAAAAUAAAGGUUUUUUUUGGGUGGGUGGGGGGGGGGUGUUAAUUUGAGACUCUUGGUAUGUGGGUUUCUGUUUAGGCACAUCAAUUUAAAGACAAUUUUAGUAUAUAUGUAACUAUAUAGUAUCCUCAAUGUACUGAUAUUAAUUAUUCAUUAUUCCUCUUUCUCUUUAGUCCUCACAGGCUAAAAAGAAGACAUUCGGUGACAAGUGGUAAAAUUGGCCUGCAGUUCUAACAAGCUGGAAGAGUUGGUUGAAGUAUCUUCAUACAGAAAUAGGAUUACGUUUCAGAAUGUAUUGUGUGUUCUGACAUUCCUGCAUUACAUAGCUUUCACAGACACCAAAGUGAAGUGUUAUUGUUUUCCUUUUUUUAAAUGUAAAACUGAGGCAGAAUGUGAUAACCUAUUCCUCUGCUCCAUGCUAAACUAGAAGUAUUACAAUUGAAAAAAAUGUAUAUAUCUAUUGUAUCAGAACCGGUCAGUACUACUGGGACUUUGACAUUUAAGUUUAAAAUUUAAACUUUCAUCUGGAUCUAUAUAUGUAUAUAGUAAUAUAUAUUAUUAAUUUAUACAUUUUAAAGCAAAGGUCGCAAAAUAAUCUCCAGUUCUUUGACAUUCGCACCUCAGGCAAAAUCCCUACAGGCUGUAUAAGCAUCAUAGAGUUUGCAGUUCCACAAUAUCUCGAUCAGAAUAUUGUAUUUAUACAUACAAAGCAGUAAACUAAGUCAGAUGUGAAUGCAAACAUUUAUUAUAUUUGUGUAAAAAAAUAAAAAUAAAAAAAAAACUGUUUACAUUGGGGAAUCCUGUGUGAAAAUGUAAUACAGAUAAUAAUAGAGCAUGUAGUCUGAUCAUCAACAUGUUUGCAAUAGUCUGUACAAAGCUUCUAGAAAUAACUGUAGUCUUGUAUAUGUUUUUUUAAAGCAAAAUGGUCAAUUCUCUGACAUUACAUACUACUGAAGUCUUUACUGGAAUGAACAGUGGAGUUAGGUUAAAAAAAAACCCACAAGUCUGCAGCACAUCUGUAUUUGGGACAAUGUCAUUGCUCCAUGAUACCCCAGAUGUGAUCAUAUGUGCACAUUUGUCUGUGAAUACGGCACUAUGGUUAUUUAGCUUAAUUUGCAGGGUAUACUCUGGCUAUAAUAGGACACAAGGUCUACAAUUACCUUUUUUUUUUUUAAUUUUUUUUUUUUUAAGUGAUAUCUCAUAACUAACAUUCAUGCAAAAAUCAACAAGAUAGUUCUACUUUAUUGUUUACAUGCUUUAUCUCAGGGGUGUUUAUAUGUGACAAUACAGUCGUUAUGGUACUCUAGUUAAUGACAUAAAUGUUAAUCAGCUGCUUGUAGUCUUUGCAUCUUGUACAGUUAUAUGGCAGGUGUAGACCAGUAAACUGCGUUAACUGUUUCAUGUCACUGUUUCUGACAUAAUUAUACCUGUUGUCUGAAUAGAAUAAUGUACAUCAAGAUAAAAAAGUUGCUAUUUUACUAGUUCUUCUAUCUGAUUCUUCUUUUUCCUACAUUUAAACUCUAAUAUCAACAGACUAGUCCAGUCUCUUCUGGUGGUUUCCAUUCAUUUGCAUGAGCAAUUCUUGUGUGUGCAUCUCUGUUGUCCCUAACCCUGCCUUUUCUAUUUAAUUGAAUUCAGUAUUCCGUACAUCUCAGCACCCAAGCCCAAUCAGGUGGUAAAUUAAUAUUCAUCAUUGUACGGUGAUAUUUCAGAAUAGUUUUAUAAAUGUUAGAUGCAGUCGACUAUACAUAUUUCCCCCCCCCUCUUUUUACAGCAAUGUUUCUAUUAUAUAUUAGCUGUAACUAUGAUUGAGCACACAAUCUCUGGCAAUUGCAGUGAGUGCCUGGAAUGCCAGGAAGGCACAUUUUUGAUUAAUUUUGUCUUGUGAAUGAGCAGUCUCCUAGUUCAUUAUUUAACAAACACUACAAGCUUUAAAAUGAAAUCUAAAACCAGAAAGUUUCCUCCGCUGCUCCAAUCAGCAUAUGCCACUUUCUCUAACUUCCCAAUUCACAUGCCACCCCCUGCAUUUUCUUAAUUACUAUCUCUCUCCUCUGACAUGUACUUUAUACUUUAUAUAUAAAAUAUAACCCAUCCCCUCUACAUUUCCCAAACUCAUCAUCUGUUGCCAUAUUUUCCCAAUGAGCUUACUCCAGUUCCUUCUCCCCAGCAAAUUAUUCAUGUGUUUAAGCCACUCAAACCAUAUUUUCUUAUUUGCAUUUCUCCAGUUCAUAAUUGUAGGCUCCUGUUCAUAGCCGCUCGUCCAAUUCUUCUAAAUAACUCCACGCAGCCAAAUUCAUCCAGUUCACCUCUGCCCAGUCACAUCCUUCAACAGAAUACCCAAUCCUAGCCACAUCUUUCCCCACUACAUCUCUCUAAGAACAUGGUUCCCUUUACUCCUUGUACAUACCCCCAGUAAUAAUUUCCUCCCUCCCAUAUCUAUCCUUAGUACAUCUCCCGGACCCACAUCCCAUCUAUAAACAUUUUUCCAUAUCUUUUAUUAUAUCUCCACUCAUCUCUCAGAGUAUAUCUUGCCUUAUUAUUCUAGCAUAUCUAAUACAGACACACACAUACUUACCUACAAACUCAAACACACAGCUACAUUCAUAAUGUACUAGCUAUUUACCUCUCACCUACCAGUUAGUGGGUAGGGCAUGAUUGUAACUGUUAUUUAUAUCAUAUACAUUUUUAGUAUUGUGCCUAUCUUGAUGUCUCAAUUGCUACCACAUUUCAGCCUAACUGUCGCCUUAUAUCUGUAUGUAAUAUAGAUUUACUAAAGUUGCCAGUAUGAUAUGUAUGUAAAACAAAACAAAUAUCUAAACCUCAUUAUGUGCCCAAAUUCUAGUUAAAAUUAUUAAUGGAAUUAUAGAAGGUUCAAGUUAAUUUCAAUACCCAGAAGGGCUAAAGCCCAAAAAAUUUUUUCUAGAAACCUAUGUCUAGCUCAACUCAAG
Messenger RNA from Pelobates cultripes (western spadefoot toad), 12668 nucleotides. NCBI's taxonomy places the organism in Eukaryota, Metazoa, Chordata, Amphibia, Anura, Pelobatidae. The record is from the annotation of a GenBank genome assembly.